AUGGGGGGUGUUUGGGAGCGGGCUAUUGGCAGUGCUCGCAAGAUCUUGGAUUCUAUGCUUCUUCAAGAAGGGCCUAAAGAUCUGACACAUGAGGUGCUAGUUACGCUUAUGGCCGAAGUCUGUGCAAUUCUCAACUCCCGCCCGAUAGCGGCAAUUGAUACAGACCCAUCGUCUCCUAUGGUAUUGAGUCCAAACAUUUUACUGACCCAGAAGCAGGGAGAGAUUGGAACAAUCUCGGACCAUUUGAGCAUCAAAGAUAUGUACUCUGCAAGUUGGAAACAUGUCCAGGUGUUAUCUGAUAUGUUUUGGAAAAAGUGGCGUGCCACCUAUUUGGAGAGCUUACAGAGGAGACGUAAGUGGUGUUCUAGCAAACAGAAUCUGAAGACCGGAGACAUUGUUUUGUUGCGCGAGAAAGAUGUUCAUAGGAAUAUGUGGCCAUUGGGGAUAGUCGAGCGCCCAAUUGAGAGCAACGACAGAUUGGUCCGAAAGGCUGUCAUUCGUGUCGUCAAGGAUGGAAAGGUGACGACCUACACCAGACCUAUUGCGGAGAUGGUACUUCUUCUGGAAUAG
This is a messenger RNA of Magallana angulata, 570 nucleotides long. RefSeq lists its product as uncharacterized. The transcript has a single exon. Lineage: Eukaryota; Metazoa; Mollusca; Bivalvia; Ostreida; Ostreidae. The coding region runs from base 1 to 570 and encodes 189 amino acids. The record is from RefSeq and is a predicted model, not a curated record.